AUGCUAGAACCACUUGCAUCCUUUGGUAAUGCAAAAACCCAGACAACAAACACAAAUCUGUCGAGAUCAGUGUCACUUUCUGUUCUCGAUCAAUAUGGAAACAAAGUGGAAAUUAAGGCGAAUUCAACCAAUCCGAUUGAGAUCUUUAUCCCGCGUGAUCCAAAUACGAUUAUUCCAGUGAUGACAAUGCAAAACGUGACUGCACUAACGAAUUCAACAGCUCACAAUCAAUUGUUCUCGUUUCACUACGUCAAUCUCUCCGAUCCUCUGUCAGUUUCCGUUCAUGUAGAAAUCCAUCCAAUAACAAGCAAUAUUUCCUACUUAUUGAUUUAUAAAUUUGAUCAAAUACCGCAAUUGAAUGCAUCAACGAAUAACAUCGAUGGAUGGACUGUACUCUGUUCUGCAAAUUUGAAUAAUGAUAGUCUGUACACGUAUUUUAUUGACAACCAACACACAGACGAUCAUCAGUCGGUGGUAUUUGGUUUAAGAGAACUGAAUACAACUGAAAUACAAGAUUUUUGUCACAAUUCUUCAAUGUCAACUCCUCCGAUAACAAACGAGCGAUUUUCAUUUCAAUCCAACUAUCAAAUUCGUUUUUACACAUCGGGUUGUUACUAUAUGGAUGCAAACAACCAAUGGAAUUCCGAUGGAGUCAUUGUUGGAUCACAAACCAAUCAUUAUGCCACCCAAUGUUACUCCACUCAUCUGACUACAUUUACCAGCGGUUUUCGCGCGGUACCAGAUGCAGUCAAUUGGAGUUAUGUGUUUGCCAAUGCAGAUUUUGUUCGAAAUAAAACGAUUUAUUUGACGAUUAUCUGUGUAGCAGUGAUUUACAUUCUUUUAGUUAUUUACGCACGGUAUAAAGACAAGAAAGACUUGGAAAAAUUGGGUGUCACACCAUUACCUGAUAAUAGCAAAGAAGAUGGAUACUUCUAUCAGAUUAUCGUCUUUACUGGUCAGAGAAAUAACGCCGGAACGAAUUCGAAGGUUCAUUUUGUACUCUCGGGUGAUGAUGAUGCGACGAAUGUUCGAACACUUUCCGACCCGCGUCGAAAGAUCCUUCAGACUGGUGGAAUCGACGCAUUCAUCAUGAGCGUUCCAAAAUCCCUCGGAUUGCUGAAUUGCAUCCGCAUUUGGCAUGACAACAGCGGCAAAGGUUCGUCAUCGUCAUGGUUUUUGAAAUAUUUGAUCAUUCGGGAUCUCCAAACCAUGCAGAAGUUCCAUUUCAUUUGUCAACGAUGGCUCGCUGUCGAGAAAGAUGAUGGAAAGAUCGAACGUCUGCUACCAAUAGCAACUGAAAUGGAGAAAAGCACAUUCUCCUACGUCUUAGCAAAGAAAUCGUACCAUAGCAUAUCGGAUAGUCAUUUAUGGUUUUCCAUCUUUUCUCGUCCACCGUCGAGUAAAUUCACUCGCGUUCAACGUUGUACAUGUUGUUUUGUUUUAAUUAUGGUAUCGAUGUUUUUGAAUAUCAUGUACUACGAUUUGACUAAUGAAGCAAAAACAAACACCGCCAUGAACAGCGUUGGAAUAAGAAUUGGUUCAUUCUCUCUAACAUUCGAACAGGUUAUUAUCGGUAUCAUUGUGGAGCUGAUGGCACUAGUUCCCAGUUUAUUGCUCGUUCAGCUGUUUCGACGUCUCCGUCCUCGUCGAAAUCAAAUGUCACCAUUACGUGAAGCUUUGUACAAAAUGAAUUCACCGUUAAGCGAAACCAAUAUCGAUCAACCACGAAAGAAACGAAAAUUAGGAUUUACAUUCGCUUGGUGGUGGAUAUUUAUCGCAUAUGCGCUGUGUGUCGCCUUAGCUGGUGUGUCAGCCGUUUUCAUCAUUGCUCGUGGAAUCGAGUUUGGAGACGAGAAGACUCAAAAAUGGUUAAUAUCUAUCUUAAGUGGACUCUUCUCUUCAAUACUACUAACGCAACCAUUAAAAAGUCUAUGCCUGGUAAUCAUCUUUGCGUACUUUUGUCGAAAAUCCGAUGAUGAUAAAGAAGCAGAUGGAUACCUAGAUGAUGAACACAUUCAUUUGGAUACAGAUGAAGAAUAUCUUCAUUCGAUGAAGGAUAACUUGUUAGAUACUUCUCAAAGAACAGUUCGCGCAAAUCGUUUAAACGAAAGCGAAGUGCUCUGUGCACGUAAACGACGUUUGAAAGAAAUUCAAAUGUGGUCGGUUCUUCGCGAAGCUCUUAUUUAUAUGUGCUUCCUAUCACUUCUCUACCUUGUUUCUUACUCAAAUUAUCAAUCGAAUGCAUUUUUCCAAGUUAAACAUUUACGAAGUUUCCUUCUAAACCCUCGUCAAGACGAUUUGGAUUAUACGAAGGUUUCCACAAUAGAUGAGUAUUGGAAUUGGUUAGAGAACAGUUUCGUGUCGAAUACUCGUGCCCAAAAAUGGUACAAUGGUGAAUUGCCUCGCAAUCUGAGUGGAUUCAUGAAUGAUAAAUCCUCGCGAUUAAUCGGCUGGAUAACUAUGCGUCAAUUGCGUAUUAACUCAGUACUAUGUCCAAGUCAAUUCAAUGAAAUCAUUUCCGUUUGUGAAUACGAUUACAGUUUCUCGAAAGAAGACAAAAAGUCUUACGCACCAGGAUGGCAAAAUCAAACGACACAAACAUUUAGUGCAUCUAUAGAGAAGGCAUUCAGGUAUGCUUCAAGUAAAGAUUUAGAUACAUAUGUUUAUGUCGGAAAUCAUGGAACUUACGGAGGCGGUGGUUAUGUUUACGAAUUUCGCGGUCGAUUGUCGGAUUUACAAAGCAAUUUAUCUGAACUUCAUUCAUUAGGUUGGAUUGAUCAACGCACGCGUAUGAUACUCAUUCAAUUAAGUUUAUACAAUCCGAAUGUUCAGUUAUACACUUCGGCUAGUCUUGCAGCGGAAAUUCUGUCAACUGGUACAAUUGAACCGUCAGCUCGUUUCGAACCGAUGAAUUUCAAUGCAUUUGCAUCGAUCUUUCAAUUGGUUUAUGUGAUUUUCUAUAUGGUUAUGAUUGUCUAUUUUAUGUGGAAAGAAAUCCGUGCGUUGUUAGAACUGAAGUCGGAAUAUUUCUAUCGAUUUUGGGCAUACGUUGAUAUCGGUAUCAUUGCUUGUUCGUGGACAAGUGUUGGCAUUUACAUUUGGCGAUACAAAGAGAGUCAACGCAUUGGUGAAUUAUUUUCCGAAACGAAUGGCUAUGUUUAUAUUAAUUUACAAUUAGCUACGUAUAUCAAUGAUACUUUAACAUAUCUGUACGCAUUCUGCUGUUUCUUUGGUACAAUUAAAUUUGUUCGUCUUUGCCGACAUAGUCAACGUCUGUGUUUGUUUAUUCAAACAAUUCAAGAUGCGAAGAAAGAAUUACUCUCAUUCGCGUUUAUGUUCUCAAUUGUAUAUAUGUCGUUUGUUUGUUUAUUUUAUUUCUUAUUCAUAUCGAAAUUACCGGAAUGUUCGAGUUUAUUGGGAACAGCGCAAAUGUUGUUUGAAAUGACUUUGAUGAAAUUCGACGCACAUCAACUGAGUGGAGCAGCAGCAUUUCUCGGUCCGUUCUGUUUCAGUUUAUUCAUCAUUUUAGUGGUGUUUGUUUGCAUGAGUAUGUUCCUAACGAUUAUUAAUGAAAGUUUUCGUCGCUGUCGACAGAAUCUUCAAAGUGAUGAUCAAGAAAUCUUUUCGUUCAUGUUGGACAGACUUCAACAUUGGAUAGGUUGGAAGAAAGCAACGGAAGAAGACGUGUAUGAAGCACGAGAUACUUCAAUGCGGGAUGAAUAUUUCCAUCCAAUCGAAGGAUUUCCUGAUCGUAUUGAUCAAUUAUUGGAUGCACUUAAUCGAAUUUACAUAUCACAAACAAAUGACAAAACACACAUGAAAGACAUUUAA
Messenger RNA from Adineta ricciae, 3831 nucleotides. Lineage: Eukaryota; Metazoa; Rotifera; Eurotatoria; Adinetida; Adinetidae. The record is from the annotation of a GenBank genome assembly.